AGAGGGUCACUUCUUCCAGAAAGUGACCUUCUGUCUGAUCUGCUCAUAUAUGUUGAUACAAGCUUAAUUUUUCUUCGCCAGACCAUGGACGCGUCUUCAGAAUAGCAGGACCUGGUCGUAGCACCAAAAUUGCUGAGAAUCCUAGCAGUUAAAACUAGGGAUCCCUGCCCUCUUUUGUAUCUGGUCAUGCUAGGCAGAGCUCCUGCAGCUUUAACUGUUGUGAUGAAGAGGGAAUCUCACCAGGUGCUGCAUGCCUACAAGUGACACCGGCUGAAAUUCCCUUUUCUAUGCAACUGUUAAAGAUACAGGAGCCCUGACCUCCUUUCCAUAUGGUCACCCUAGCUUAGCCAGACUAUCGUUAAAAAACAAAUUUCCCAAGACUCUCCCCACCUGGAGAGUGGGAAGCCUUCCUGCAGGAAGGUGCAGUAUGGUAUUUGUGUUUUACAGGAAGGGGGGAAACUGAUAUUUUAUUAUUUAAUUAAGAAUUGUUUAAAAAGUGGUGAACCAUUUUUAAAAAAUCAACUUCUCUACCUGCAGGUCAACCUAAUUCACCUACACUUCCACAUCUUUCUAUUUCCUGGGUAGCUCCAACCAGAGAGGGUAGCCCAUGUGGGGAGAGAGGGAGAAAUGCCCAGUCACUUUUUCAGAAUUUUAGUGCUGUUGUUUUAGUAUUUUUGUUCUGUUAUCGUAUUUCUGAUUUUAUUAUUAAGCCCCCUUGAGAAAGUUUCUUUGAACCACCCAGAAAGAUUCGACUAUUGGGCGGUAUAAACAUGCAAUAAAUUAAUAAAUAGUAUAAAUGACUAAAAUAAAUCAUGACAAUAAAUUUGAUUUAUUGAUUUCCAAAAGGUUCCAUGAUUUUCUAUUUUUCCUUCCGUUCUCCAUCCUAUGGUUCAUUUACUUUUUUUUUUAGCAUUAAUACCAUAAUUGUCCAGCUCUAUUUAUUUUUCAUACACACAACAGUUGCCAAUGGGCACGAUCCACCAGGAAGUGGUCCUCUAAAAGCUCCAUUGACGUGAUGAGUCUCACAUUCCGAGAACUCUUGCUAUUUCCCUGCCACUAGCCUUUGUCUAGUUAAUCUGACAGCAAAACACACUCAAUAGCCAAGUUGUGUGGCUUUCUAUGCCUUUGUAAAUAAAGAAGGCCAGUGAGCGAUGUACAAAGUAGGUCAGGCUACGUCUUGGAUGAAACAGAGCUAAAGAACGACCCAUUUCCUGAUUGCAGUUUUGGGACGACCUUGAUCACCAAUUGGUUAACAGCUCUUCGAUAUUAAAAGGGAAUUGUUUCACACCUUGCUCUCAUCUCCAUGGGAAACAUAUCAACCUUUCCCACUAGCAAAUGAAAUUUGGGACACAUGGAGCACAGAGGGGGCAGAAUUGAUGGCUACAACCUAAUCCCUAUCUGACGCAAGAGAUCAAAAUCACUGGCAUUCUCCAAGGAACGUGCCUGGGACCAGGUUCUGGCUGGGGUUUUGUGUAUUGAAAGUCUAACCGGCAUGCUGUCUCCACUUAUUCUCUGCUUUCUCUUGGUUCUCCUGGGAGUGGCCAGUGCCCGGAAUGGAAGAGAUACAUCCUCUUCCACGACUCCUGCAAAAAAUCGUAUGACAGCCCAUCUGCGACACGCGAAAGACAGAUGCCACAAGAGGCUUUGUGUCAUGCCUAGCCCUGCUCCCCCUGGGUUGGAAGAAGGUGUUUCAGGUGGUCAAUCGGAAUCAGACUCUGAAGGAGAGGAGUCGGCACCAGACACAGACCAGCCCGUACCAGUGGGGGAGGAAGCUCUCACGGGCUCUUCACCAGCUGGGAGUGAACCCUCUCCAGAGCUUAUCUCCUCAAGGGCAAAUAAUACACAGUCAGUGGAAAGCCAACAUUCUUCCGAGGGAGAGAGCAUGAAAAGGCCUUAAACUCGAACUUAUGGCAGUUCAGCCUCCAUUAGCUUCACAAGAUCAAGUUUCUGGGUUGCUAGAAGAAUAUGACAUCAUCACUGAAGAGGACAUUGAAGAAAUUAAGGGUUUUCUUGAAGGAGGGAGAAUGGCAGAAGCUGCCUCCAAGAUUAUGGAAAACCUGCAGGCCUUGGAGAACGCCUGCCUGGAUAUUGCAGUAACAGGAGAGUCUGGCGCUGGCAAAUCCUCCUUUGUCAAUGCCAUCCGAGGUCUUGAGGAUGAAGAAGAUGGAUCUGCUCUUACUGGGGUAGUGGAGACCACCAAGGUGCCCACUCCUUACUCACAUCCCAAGCACCCCAAUGUGACUGUGUGGGAUCUUCCUGGAAUCGGCACUCCAGAAUUCCAUUCCAGUACUUACCUGGAGCAGGUAAACUUCUCCCGUUAUGACUUCUUUAUUCUCAUUGCCUCGGAGCGCUUUAAGUCUAACCAUGUUCAUUUGGCGUGUGAGAUCCAGCGGCUAGGCAAACACUUCUACUUUGUGCGCUCCAAAGUGGACGCAGACCUGGAGGCUACCAAAAAGCGUCGACCGCGAGCCUACAACGAGGAGGUGAUACUGAGGCAGAUCCGAGAGAAUUGCCAAGAGUGCCUUGAGGCUGAGGGAGUGGUCGCUCCUCGGGUCUUUCUCCUUUCCAGCUGGGAGCUGAACAAGUACGACUUCAUGCUGUUAGAGGAAACCUUAGAGAAGGAGCUUCCAAAGCACAAGAGGCAUGCCUUCCUCCUCGCCCUGCCUAACAUCUCCUUAGCCAUCUUAAAGAAGAAGAAAGAGGCCUUACAGAAACAGAUUUGGAAGCUGGCUACACUCUCCUGUGGAGUGGCUGCUGUGCCCAUCCCGGGCCUUUCUGUAGCCUGUGAUGUAACUAUCUUGAUUAAGUCUCUCUCAGAAUACCGUCAGAACUUUGGUCUGGAUGAGGAGUCUCUCUCCAAGUUGGCGGAGAAGGUUGAUAAGCCUGUGGAGGAGAUCAAAGAGGCAAUCAAGUCACCGCUGGCCAAAGAGAUCUCGAAGGACCUGGUGGUGAAGAUGCUGACCAAGGCGGGUGGGGGUGCGUUGAUGAUGGUGGAGUACUUUGCCAGCACAGUGCCCAUAUUUGGUUCCUUGGCAGCUGGGGGGAUCUCCUUUGGAACCACCUACUACAUGCUCUGGAGUUUCCUAAAUGAGGUAGCAGAAGAUGCUCAAAAUGUCCUCAUCAAGGCCUUUGAGACUGACGUCUGAAGGUGUUCUUAAGGCACUUUUGUGGAAGAGUUGGGAUGGGUGCUCAGUUUUCACUUGUGUAACUUCACUGAAUCUAACAGAGCUUUGCCCUUUUUGGAAACUCAGAACUAAGCUCACCAACUUGGCAGGAAAGGAUACCAAAAAUAUAACAACACACGUGGGUCCAUGAUAGUAACUUUUUUUUAAUGGUGCCUGUGAGUGGAAAAGAAAUGUGCUCUUUUAUCUUGGUUUCAAGAGAAUGUAAUUAUUAUUCUGAAGUGGAUAGGAUUCUCUAAAAUUAAGAGUGCCCACCACCCUUCCAAAAACUAUAGUUCCCAGCAUUCCUUGGGGAAAGCCAUGACAGUUAAAUCAGAAUGAAGCUGGUUUAUUUGGUGUAAGCUCAUUGUGGAUUUUGACCAGACACCUCCUUCAAACAAGCCUGCUUCCUUUAUUGAAGAGCUGAAGGAUUAAUGUUCACUGUUUUUAACUUUUGUAAACCGCCCAGAGAGCUUCGGCUAUGGGGCGGUAUAUAAAUUUAAUUAAUAAACACACAUUUUAAAUACAGAGGGGGGGGACUGUUUUUGCUUAAAGCUGGGAUACCUCAGAAGACAGAUGUGUAUUAGACAAUAGGAGUUGCUGCUCUGUGUCUGCUAAAGAAGUGACUUGUGUAGCAUUCAGGAGUUGAAAGUGGUGUUUUAAGCCAUAGUUUUGAACAACUUGGAUCUUAAGGCCCAUCUCACACAUGUUUUGUGAAUGAGUAAAUAUGUCUAGCCCCCAAAGCAAUCUGAAGAAAACAGGUUUCCAGGUUUGAACCAGGGCAGUGAACCCACAAGGCAUCUAAUCAUCCAGAAGUGACUUUCAUUGAGGUCUGCAGGGCACUUCUGAAGAAAAAGUUAACAUGUGAUCCAGCUCUAAUCUCACUAGCUUUUUGGUUCUCCAGGGAGGAUUCAAGAUUAAACUUAACAGCAAAUCCUCUUGUUAUAUUUCAAAGAAGAAGAAAAAUAAAGGCUACAGGAAUCCUUCUUUAUAA
Molecule: messenger RNA, 4155 nt
Organism: Elgaria multicarinata webbii
Lineage: Eukaryota; Metazoa; Chordata; Lepidosauria; Squamata; Anguidae
Product: interferon-inducible GTPase 5-like
Exons: 6
Coding region: 1908-3146 (412 amino acids)
Cellular component (GO): membrane
Molecular function (GO): GTP binding; GTPase activity
Source: RefSeq, a predicted model, not a curated record